This is a messenger RNA of Vitis riparia (riverbank grape), 992 nucleotides long. Its product is annotated as importin-5-like. Gene Ontology annotation, biological process: protein import into nucleus. The transcript has 5 exons. Gene Ontology annotation, cellular component: cytoplasm; nucleus. The record is from RefSeq and is a predicted model, not a curated record. The coding region runs from base 27 to 734 and encodes 235 amino acids. Gene Ontology annotation, molecular function: nuclear import signal receptor activity; GTP binding. NCBI's taxonomy places the organism in Eukaryota, Viridiplantae, Streptophyta, Magnoliopsida, Vitales, Vitaceae.
UUAUAAGUAGGCUUUUUGCUAUAUUGAUGAAGAUGUUGUUGGAUAUUGAGGAUGAUCCAGGGUGGCAUAGUGCGGAUAGCGAGGACGAGGAUGCGAAUGAGAGCAGUAAUUACAGUGCUGGGCAGGAGUGUUUGGAUAGGUUAGCUAUUUCAUUGGGUGGGAAUAUGAUUGUACCUGUUGCUUCAGAGCUUUUGCCGGCAUAUUUGGAUGUGCCGGAGUGGCAAAAACACCAUGCAACUCUGAUUGCUCUUGCUCAGAUCGCAAAAGUCUGUUCAAAGGUGAUGAUAAAAAAUUUGGAGCAAAUGGUGACAAUGGUUUUGAAUACAUUCCCAAAUCCCCAUCCUCGUGUGCGAUGGGCAGCUAUUAAUGCCAUUGGGCAACUGUCCACAGACAUGGGCCCAGAUUUGCAAGUUCAGUACCAUCAACGAGUGCUACCAGCUCUAGCUGCAUCUAUGGAUGACUUCCAGAAUCCACAGGUUUACUAUGAUCCAUAUAGAGGAGUGAUCGUAUAUUUUCGAGUCAUUGAUGGGACUAUAAAGAAAGGUGACAGGAUUUAUUUUAUGGCUAGCAAGAAGGAUUAUUAUGCUGAUGAAAUUGGAGUUUUAUCUCCCAAUCAGUUCCAGGUUGAUGAAUUAUAUGCUGGUGAGGUGAAUAACUAUGCACUCUCAAUGCACCUGAGGCAGGCUCAGCAAAGUAGCUCCAUCCCUGGCCAUUUCCAUCCAGAUGUCUUCUAAAGAACAUGCUAUUGUGCUUUUCAGGAGACAACUGUUGGGAAGCACUAAGAAUAUAUAGACUGGCUUUUAACUUUGUAAGGUGUUGUCUCAUACACAGAUUAUGCCUACGAUUCGAAGACACACUUAAAUUAGUCCAAACUUACAUUGUGAAGGGGUGCUUUUUGCCAUCGUUCUCCUUGAUUUGAAAAUGGAUGUGAUGCCCAUAAAUGUUUGAAACUAGAUGUUCAAUGGUAAACUUCGUUUUUUUUUUUGGAUAAA